AAGUGAUUUGUCAACAGGAAGAAGAUUCUGCUUCCAAAACUGUCUGUCUUCAUUAGAAGCUGCAGAGAAACAACUUCUGACACUGGAGGAUUUCUCUUCUCAUAAAAGGCCUGCAGCAUUUUAAGAGGGAGACCUGUAAACAACAGGUGUUUAAAUUGUCUGCAUGCUUCAUUCUUCUGAUUGUCUUCUUCUAAAGACUUCAAUGUGUCCACAUUUGGUUUGGAAAGAUGGGAGAUGUUUCAAUAAAAAGUCACUAAUUCUGUUGAUAACAUUUUCUUUGUUGACGUGUUGUGGCCAACAACUGAAUGAGCUCAAGGUCUCAUUCAGUGGGGUCAAAGGUCAAAGCUGUAACAAGCUUUGAAUAAACGUACAGAGCUCCUUGAGGCACUUCCUGCUCUGUCACUCAACAAGACCCUCUUUCAGUUUCACAUGUAAUCAGCUUUGAGCCUGUGGCUGUGAAAAAAAAGAAACGGAUGUGAACCCGCUAACGUUCAGCUAACGUUCAGACACACAGGAAAUUUAAGAAGGGUGGAACCUGAUGCUGCAUCAAUUUCUAAACACUUUCUGUUUUGAUGUUCGUUUUACAAAAUAACGUUAAUAAUGUUUUCAAGGUUGACUUUUUGGUUGGUGUCUUGGAUUAGUUUGCUUUGUGACUUCCACGUGUCAAGUUGUGGUACAAACUGCUCAGAUGCUCCCGUGUUCAGUCCGUCCAGGCUCGUUGUGAAACACGGAGACUCGGCCUCUGCCACCUGCUCCGUGUGUCGGUCCUGCAUCAACCAAAUAUCUGGUUUGGAAACAUCAGUGGGAGACGUUACAGAAAAUGGAACCGUGAUUUCAUGGAACGUCACCAGUUUGACCCAGUGGACGAUAACGCCCAUGUGUUAUUACAGCGAUCCUGAUACUGGUGACCAGUGUUGUACAGAGCUGCCUGUUACUGUUUACAAGCCUCCGUCCAGCGUGUCCAUGGCUGUUUUUAACCACUCUGGGCCGCUGUUGGAGGGCGGUCAGUACACUCUGCUGUGUAGAGUACAUGAUGUGGCUCCUGUUCAGAACCUCGCUGUGACCUUCUACCGAGGACACACAGCCCUGGAUCUGUCACGGUCCAACAGUGACGCACACAAACCAGUGAAUGAGAACUACACACUCAACGUCACCAUGAGGAAAGAAGACGAUGGAGCCCAGUUCUGGUGCAAAGCUGAGCUGGAGCUGGGACCAGGAGGACCACAGCGCCCCCCAGUGGUGACGUCACAGAAGAUCACCGCCACUGUCCACUACAAACCCAACCUUCAGGUGGCGUCACAAUCACGUGACGUUACUGUCACUGAGGGCGAAGCUCUGCGACUGAGCUGCUUGGCUGACGGAAACCCCCAUCCCUCCUACACCUGGACGCUCCCAGCGAGCCGGUCCUCCCGGACCAGCAGCGACCUCAGCGUCGCCUCUGUGACCCCUGCGCACGAGGGCCGAUACACCUGCUGCGCCAGGAACAGCGUGGGCGCCGUGAACGUCACCUUCACGCUGACUGUCCAACGUUUGGAGCGAACGACGGUCACACCAUCCACCACGCAGACAGUGACCACCGCUGAGCCCAGCGGCAGCAGCUCCUUCAGUCCGUCUCUGACCAGCGGAGUGCUCGCCCUGCUCUGCACCUCCUCGCGCUGCUCUCAUCGACUGGGAAUCAUGUUUUCCUGCUACGGAUCUUUGGCCGUCUUGUUGCUGAGCAUCGUGUCCGACUCGCACGUGUCCAGCUGCGGUACACUCUGCUCAGAUGCUCCCGUGUUCAGUCCGUCCAGGCUCGUUGUGAAACACGGAGACUCGGCCUCUGCCACCUGCUCCGUGUGUCGGUCCUGCAUCAACCAAACAUCUGGUUUGGAAAGAUCAGUGGGAACCGUUACAGAAAAUGGAACCGUGAUUUCAUGGAACGUCACCAGUUUGACCCAGUGGACGAUAACGCCCAUGUGUUAUUACAGCGAUCCUGAUACUGGUGACCAGUGUUGUACAGAGCUGCCUGUUACUGUUUACAAGCCUCCGUCCAGCGUGUCCAUGGCUGUUCUUAACCACUCUGGGCCGCUGUUGGAGGGCGGUCAGUACACUCUGCUGUGUAGAGUACAUGAUGUGGCUCCUGUUCAGAACCUCGCUGUGACCUUCUACCGAGGACACACAGCCCUGGAUCUGUCACGGUCCAACAGUGACGCACACAAACCAGUGACUGAGAACUACACACUCAACGUCACCAUGAGGAAAGAGGACGAUGGAGCCCAGUUCUGGUGCAAAGCUGAGCUGGAGCUGGGACCAGGAGGACCACAGCGCCCCCCAGUGGUGACGUCACAGAAGAUCACCGCCACUGUCCACUAUGAACCUCGGCUGGAGGUGUCACCACAUUCCACCAAGCUCCGCGUCACAGAAGGAGCCUCUCUGCUCCUGAACUGCUCGGCUGUGGGGAACCCCGGCCCAUCGUACAACUGGACCGUCCCAGAAUCUCAGAACCGCCCCACUGACAGCAGCAGCCUCUCCAUCCAGUCUGUGUCCUCUGAGGACGGAGGGACGUACGCCUGCUCCGCCAGCAACGUGCUGGGGAGCGUCCACGUGACGUUUCAUGUGGAAGUCAGACCCAACUACACCCCGUACAUCAUAGCUGCUACGGUGGUCGCUCUUAUUGUGGUCAUCGUCUGUGUGUCUGUGUGUUACGUUAACUACUACAAACACAACCGAAUGGGCCAGUACAACAUGAAGGACGUGUUUCGUCUUCACAAACAACUCAUUCCCGUGACCAGCACAUGACGGACCGCCUGGAGCUGCUGGGGUCUGAAUUGUGUCAUCAUCCACUGGAGUCUGGAGCCUUUUAUUCAGCUGCUGUUUUCCUGUUGUGGCUCCACUGAUGCUUUCAGGUGGCACAAAAUGCUUAAAAUAGUACUCCCAUCAGUGUGGAUAGAGUCACUAAAUGGAAUCACGCAUACAGCAGUAACACACACCUAUUUAUUAAUGCCGUUCAUUAUACCCACACAUUAAAACGUUUUUAAAUAGGUUGUAGACCUGUUCAAACUGCAGUUUUAUGUAGUUUAGUUUAAUUAAAUAUUCAUUUAACAUUAUUGUGUAGUGCAUUGUGGAAAGCAGCUUUAACAUUGUGUCAUUUUCUUUUCUACAUAGUUUACAAUGUUUCACACUUUGAAUUGUUCUCCGUUUGGUGGCGAUUUUAAGUUGUGUUGUUGGUUUGAAACUUUACAGCUGUGUGUGUGUGUGUGUGUGUGUGUGUGUGUGUGUGUGUGUGUGUGUGUGUGUGUUCACAACAUUAUAUGCACGUGGUGCUACUUAAGUAAAAACUGUACAUAACAAAGAUGGUUAAAUAUUGUGAAUAAAUAAAUGUUGUUUCCUCCACUGUUAA
Betta splendens (Siamese fighting fish) is the source of this 3379-nucleotide messenger RNA. Its product is annotated as basement membrane-specific heparan sulfate proteoglycan core protein-like. The coding region runs from base 601 to 2778 and encodes 725 amino acids. Gene Ontology annotation, molecular function: integrin binding. The record is from RefSeq and is a predicted model, not a curated record. Gene Ontology annotation, biological process: cell adhesion. The transcript is spliced from 10 exons. NCBI's taxonomy places the organism in Eukaryota, Metazoa, Chordata, Actinopteri, Anabantiformes, Osphronemidae.